AUGGAUAUGGGAACUUCACUUCUGACUAAGUCGAAGAGUCCACUUACUAUCGAGUCCCAUUUCAUGCACCCAGACCAUCCCCUCCACCUCGUCGACAUAGACGUCGACUUUGAGUGUGACGGUUGCAAUGGCCCCUGUCACAGUCGGAGGUACCGCUGCUUCCUCUGCACCGGCGAGCACCUCUUCGACCUCCACGAGCAGUGCGCCACGUGCCCCUCCUCCCUCUCCUGCGACUUCCACCCGAUCCACUCCCUCACCCUCGUCGUGAGCCACAUCUCGUGCGGGCCCUGUGCUCUCUGCGGGGACGACGUCCUCGGCCUCCACUACACGUGCAGCAGCGGGCCCGCCAAGGGCUGCACCUUCAACAUACACCCGCUGUGCACGGAGCUCCCAACGAGCGUCCACCACGCGCUGCACCCCCACCACCUCCUCACCCUCCAGCCAUCCUCCUCUGGUGGCUGCUGCCUGGCGUGCAGCUGUCCGUGCCUCGACCGCUGGCGGUACCGCUGUGCCCCAUGCGGAGUGGAGGCACACCUCGAGUGUGCAUUCGGGCAGAGCCCUCAGCAGAGGCAGCGGGCAGUCAUGGGCCAACCUGCAGCAGCGACAUCGCCGGUGUUCUCGUAUUACCUGAACGGGUGCUCCUAUGUGGUGCCCGCUGGGGUCCCUAAUCCCUAUACAGCCUAUAAUCCCUAUGCAGCCUAUAAUCUCUAUACAGCCUACAAUCCCUAUACAGCCUAUAACUAUAAUAUGUACCAGCCGGCCCUUAAUUAUUAUUAUUAUCAAGGGCAAACUGGGAAUUAUAAUCAUAAUUAUCAGCAGGGACAGCAGCAGCAGCAAUGGCCAGGAUGUUCGACUUCGUCAAGCAGCAACAGUGGGUCGAGUAUUAUGGGCAGGAUUUGCUCCAUUGUAGGCACUGUUGCCCUUCAAACAGCAACCGCAGCGAUCAUCGGCGCCAUCUUCUAG
Punica granatum (pomegranate) is the source of this 963-nucleotide messenger RNA. Lineage: Eukaryota; Viridiplantae; Streptophyta; Magnoliopsida; Myrtales; Lythraceae. The record is from RefSeq and is a predicted model, not a curated record.